CGGAAGUGGCGUUGGGUUGGAAUGUUUUCUGGCGUGAAAUUUAAAAUCCAGUCAUCAACUCACAUUGAUUCAUAAUAAGUGAGCGGUUGUCCAUGGCUCAGUCAUUGGUCCCGGGCGUGUCAGGCGUGGUCCUGAGGGGUGUCCCCAUCCCCAUCUCCCCCGAGUGCCAGCCCUCCCCCAUGACUGAGCUCACCAACUGCUUCACCGGCCUCGCUGCCUUCCAGUCAGGGGACACGCCGCGGAGGCGUCUGGACUUGUCCAACAUCAGCAACGGGAGUCUGGACGAGGCCACAGCCAUGCUACCUCCACAUGGAGCACCACAACCAGAACCAGCUUCCUGUUUACUUACAGUUCCAGAGUCUCCACUGCCCAGGACCAGCCGUAUGAAGAAGCUGAGGACCUUCCUGCCCAGACUGCUGUGCAGCAGCCCCAAGCCCCCUCCUGCCACAGGGAAACCCGCCAGGAACAAAGAGAAUCUGAGCCCCGAGGAGCCGUGGGCGGGUAAAGGCCGGUGCCUGAUGGCCUCUCUGGGGGCGCAGGUGCCAGCUGGAGAGGAGGCGGAGGGCAUGGUCAGCCCCAUCCACCCCAGCCUCCCCAUCUCCUCCCCCAUCUCGCCCCCCAUCUCCCCUCCUAUGUCCCCCAUGGACGCCUUCGAAGGCCUGCAGGAAGAGGAGCCUGUGAAUGCCAUGAUGUCCUCCAGCAUGGCACAGCUGCUCUCGGACCCCCUCAUGAGCCAGGAACUCAGCCUCUCCUCGCAGGAGGCGUCUAUGUGUCGUAAGCCUGGUCGCCGCCUGUUCCGCUCCCCCUCCAUGCCGGAGCGGUUGGGACGCCCCCUGCUGAAGCGACCCCGCACCUCGCCGCACGACGCCAAGCCACCAAUCAAACGCCACCGCACCAUCCCCACCAUCGUCGAGCACCCGCACACAGGCGCAGACCCGGAUGCGGAGCGGACGAGCCAGCCCACCAACACUGAGGGCAGGCAUCUUUUGAAGAAGACUCUGUCCCUGUGUGAAGUCGCUGAGCAGCAUCUUGGAGGAGAUGUGAAUGCGGAGCUGAUAGGAGAUUUCAGUAAGGUGUAUGCUCUACCCACGGUGACCGGUCGGCAUACGGACCUGAAGUACAUCAGUGGAGAGACGAUGUGUGACCUGUUGGAGGGCCGCUACAGCUGCCUGGUGGAGAGCUUUGUAGUGGUGGACUGCCGAUACCCCUACGAAUACCAGGGAGGACACAUACGGGGCGCUCUGAACCUGCCCAACUCUGACGAGGCGGUGGAGCAGCUGCUGUCUGUGCAGCUGAAGGCCGCGAGCCCCAACAAGAGACUGCUGCUCAUACUGCACUGCGAAUUCUCCUCCGAGAGGGCACCCCGCACGUGUCGCCUGCUGCGCAGCGUGGACCGCAGCAGAAGUGAGUACCCGGCGCUGGCCUACCCCGAGCUCUACAUCCUCAAGGGCGGAUACCAGGACUUCUACCACCACCACAAGGAGUUCUGUGACCCACAGACGUAUUGUCCAAUGCACCACGAGGACCACAAGGAGGAGCUGUUGCGCUGUCGCCAGAGCAGCCGUAUCUCAGCUGAGGAGCGUCGCCGUCGGCAACUCGUCAGCCGCCUGGGCAAACUGUGACGCACACACACACUAUCUCACUGUUUCACACACACACACACACACACACACACACACACACACACACACACACACACACACACACACACACACAUACGUACACACAAACACUUACUCACUCUCACAAGCACACGCACACACUAUCUCACUCACUCUUACACACACACACACUAUCUCACAUGCACACACACAUGCACAGAAUUAGUCACCUCCACACAAUCAUACAUACAUAUGCACAAACACUUACACGCUUAAACACAUUCGUUAAGUGUCAUACACCCACAAGCUACUCUCUCUCUCUCUCUCUCUCUCUCUCUCUCUCUCUCUCUCUCUCUCAUACACACACACACACACACACACACACACACACACACACACACACACACACACAUACUGUACACACCCACAGUUGCAAUGUGUAACAUGGUGGUAGUAAUCAUGUUUGACUAAUCUCAGACUGUUGCCAAUAAGAAGGGGAAGGUGUGUGUGUGUGCGCGCGUGCGUGUGCGUGCGUGCUUGCUUGCGUGUAUGCUUGUGUGUGAACGUGCAAGUGUGUGUUUGCGUGUGUGUCUGUGUGUGUGUGUUGUGUGUGUUUUUUAACUGCUGUAGUGCAGGCUGAUGUAGCCGUGUUGUUGAGCCUCCUCUCGUCUCGUCUCUGUUCUGUUCCCUAACCACUGGCUCCUGUGGGGUGAACAAGUGCUAUCUGUGGCAGACGCUGCCUGACUUGAUUUUAAUGUGUGUGCGUGUCUGUACAUGUACAUGUAUGUAAAGGGAUGUGUAUGUACAGUAUGUGUUUGUCUUACGUUCAUGCAUGUGAAUGCUUAUGUGUGUGUGUCUGUAUGCUAACAACUGCCCUGUUUACAGAAAAAGAUCAAUCAUGAGACUGUUGUUGUUCUUUUUUUAUUAUAUAUAAUGUUUUCUAAAACUGUUCAAUGUGAAGUCUGUGUGUGAAUUAAUUUGCUGUCCAGCUGACAUGAGUUUGAGUUGGUACUAGCUGCCUGUUGUUGUUGUUUUAUCAAUUCUGUAGUCACUCUGUCUAAAUGACUUUUUGGCUGUGUGCAGGGCAGGCGGGAUACGUUGCUGUUGAACACUUUAGUACUACUGUAACAACAUCCUCUGCCCCUAAUGGCGAAAAACAUCUCCGCAUCCUCCUCUGCCAUAACGAUAAAACAUCCGAAUAAACAAUUUAUAUUUUUUAA
This is a messenger RNA of Engraulis encrasicolus (European anchovy), 2821 nucleotides long. RefSeq names its product M-phase inducer phosphatase 1-B-like. The transcript has 15 exons. NCBI's taxonomy places the organism in Eukaryota, Metazoa, Chordata, Actinopteri, Clupeiformes, Engraulidae. Gene Ontology annotation, molecular function: protein tyrosine phosphatase activity. The record is from RefSeq and is a predicted model, not a curated record. The coding region runs from base 93 to 1622 and encodes 509 amino acids. Gene Ontology annotation, cellular component: nucleus; cytoplasm. Gene Ontology annotation, biological process: protein dephosphorylation; G2/M transition of mitotic cell cycle; positive regulation of G2/M transition of mitotic cell cycle.